Molecule: messenger RNA, 1343 nt
Organism: Hermetia illucens (black soldier fly)
Lineage: Eukaryota; Metazoa; Arthropoda; Insecta; Diptera; Stratiomyidae
Gene: Fibp
Product: acidic fibroblast growth factor intracellular-binding protein
Exons: 7
Coding region: 74-1153 (359 amino acids)
Cellular component (GO): nucleus
Source: RefSeq, a predicted model, not a curated record
CACGAGAUGGUGCUGCCACUUCGAAAACAGUCUGUGCUGACUCUGACAUUUCUCCCGUAGGUAAGUAUUUGUGAUGCUCGCCGAGGUUGACGUCUUCAUAAGCAACUAUACAAUAGUUGAUCCCGACAUAUACCAGUUAUGGAUAGAAGGAUAUUCGACAAGCGAAUCAGUGGCGCUGCUCAAGCAGAGGGGCUUCGACACCUUCAUGGGCGCUCCGCUAGAACUCUUCGCGUCUGACGUCCUGGACCAGUAUCGGACCUACUCCUUGAUCGAGCGCCUGCUCUACACACCUACGAAGCUGAUGGAGCAACCGCUGUUCCAGCUGGAGCCGCAAACACGUUCGUUGCUCAUUGAAAAAUAUUACUCGCUGGACGAUAGUGUGGCGAGGGAGAUCCUGGGCAAGAAGCUGACAUCGCGCUACCGGAAGGAUUUGGACGAGGUGGCAGACAAAACAGGGGCAAGGCUGAAGUCAUGCAGGCGUCAAUUCGACAAUGUGAAGCGGAUUUUCAAGGCCGUGGAGGAGCUACCCGGCAACAUAACCAACAACAUCAGGCAGAAUUUCCUCCUCCCCGAGGAUCUUGCGAAGAGGUACGCAUCUGUAGUGUUCUUGGCAUGCCUGCGGUUCGAAACCUCCAAGCGCAGACUCCAGUAUCUGUCUUUCGCUGAUUUCUUCGAUUGCUCACAGGCGGUUAUGACCUUUUGGACGUACACUUACCAGCACUCCGGCCCGGAGUACUAUGACACGGAGAUGGACAAAGAGUUUCUGCUCGACUUGAGGGAGCUGAGAGCCCUCCUGGAUAAAGAAAGGGAAAUAAAACACUUGGCAUCUCUUCGACUUAAGCCGUUGCUGCUUGAAAGGAGUUUCCACGAGUUGGAAGUCAAUUUUAGAACUUAUUGGCGAGCCUUAAUUACAAUAGCGUGUAACCUGCAUCGUACACGAGAGUUACGUUGUCUAUUCGUGGAGCUCGCUGAAAAAAUAAUCGAUCCUUGGCGUCAAAAUAACUGGGCUCCCGAGCAGGUGAAGCAUUUCCUAUCUGCAGUUACGCAAAGUGUUCUUGAUCUAGAAAUUUCAAGGGACCAGGAGACGCGCUGUCUAUGGGAUAGAUACAUGCAAGUUAUUAGUAUUUGUCUGAUUCGGAUGUAUCACGCUUGACAAGAGAUAUGCAAAUGAAUUAUAAUAAUAAAAUGGCAAAUGUAAUGUUUUUUGUUCUACAAUGAUUUCUUACUCGAGUUGCGUAUGUUUUUGCCACCGAUAAGAUAGUUAAUAUAUUCUUCUUUUGCUGUUAAAUGUUGAUUUCUAUUUAUAAGCGUAGAUAGCAAAAUUAAAAAGUUCUAUUAGUGAA